Aspergillus thermomutatus is the source of this 1029-nucleotide messenger RNA. RefSeq names its product zinc-binding alcohol dehydrogenase family protein. Gene Ontology annotation, molecular function: oxidoreductase activity, acting on NAD(P)H. Lineage: Eukaryota; Fungi; Ascomycota; Eurotiomycetes; Eurotiales; Aspergillaceae. The transcript has 5 exons. The coding region runs from base 1 to 1029 and encodes 342 amino acids. The record is from RefSeq and is a predicted model, not a curated record.
AUGGCAACAAAUCAAUCUGCUUGGCUCACUGGACCUGCGGCGUAUCCAUUCGUUGUCAAGAACGGACCAAAGCCUCAGCCUGGUGAGGGACAGGUGCUCAUCAGGAAUGCCGUCGUUGCCAUAAACCCUGUCGAUUGGAAGAUCCAAUCUUACGGCAGGUAUCUCAAUACCUAUCCUUUUAUCUUAGGACAAGAUGCUGCAGGGAUUGUCGAGGAUGUGGGCACCAGAGUGACUAGGUUUAAAAAAGGCCAGCGAGUGAUUGCUCACUGCAAUGGCCUCAUGACCCAGGAUCCGGCCAACUCAGCAUUCCAACUGUACACAGUCGUGACAGAGGCGCUCGUGGCGGAAAUUCCCGAUUCGCUCGAGCUCAAGCAAGCAGUUGUUCUCCCGCUGGCGGUUUCUACUGCUUGCGCGGGACUCUAUCGGAAGGACUACCUGAGCCUCCCUCUGCCCUCUGUAAGUGAUGUCAAGAAGACUGGUCAAACCAUUUUGAUCUGGGGUGGUGCAUCCUCUGUUGGUGCCACAGCCAUCCAGCUGGCAACCGCCUCAGGCUUGACUGUGAUCACCACCGCAUCCAUGGCCAACCAUGAAUUUGUCAAGUUCUUGGGUGCCGACGCCGUGUUUGACUAUCGGUCUCCUACGGUGGUCGACGAUAUCGCUAAAGCUAUCACAAACACGGAAUUUGUGGGAGUCUACGACGCGAUCGGGGAAGAAACAAGCGCUGCAGCUAUUUCUGCACUUGCCGACCGAUUGGACAGGCCGGUGAAUACUGCCAGCGUCCUGCCUUGCGAGCAGCAGACUCCGCGAUUCGCUCCGAAAUACGUGAUCGCCUACUCGAUCAUUCAAGAUCCGCACAAGUUUAUUGGGGAAUGGAUUUGGGGCGAGUUUUUGCCUAAAGCGCUGGCCAGCGGGAAGCUCCAAGCUAAGCCUGACCCUUACAUAGUUGGAAACGGAGUUAAGGACAUCCAACAUGCCCUCGACGUGCAGAAGAAGGGUGUUUCGGCGAAGAAAGUGAUUGUCACUCUGUAA